AGCGGUGACACCACAGCCCGCAGCAGCUGGGGAACCUCCGGCUCCUCCUCCAGCAGUAGGGAAAGCGAAAGCAGAAGCCGGCGGCUGUGGGAGGGAAGGGGGGAGGGAGAGCCAUCCCGACGGGAGAUCCGCAGGUUGCAAUGGAUUCAACAAACCCACCGUAUUCUUCGGGAGAUAAUGGUUUGCAUGUGACAACCGCUGACCUUCCUGACACAUCAGAAGAGAUGGAAAGUCUUAAACAGGAACUGGAGAAAUGGAAGGAAAGAUUUGAACAAGCUGAGAAAACAAAAACCGACCUUCAACAUAGCAUAUCAACUGCUAAUGAAGAAUAUGUGAAAAUACAGCAUGAGCUGACAGAGCUAAAGGAUGCUCAAGAGAAACUUAAUAAAGAGAGUGGCAUGUCUAAGGCCGUCUAUGAGACAGAGCUUUGUGUGCUAGACCACGAUAAUUCUGAGCUGAAGAGAGACAUUGAGAAGCUCAAAGAAGAGCUUGCAGAAUGUUGUUCAGCGCUCUCGCAGGAUGGUAAGAUUAAAAAAAGGGUGGCAGAAAUGAAAGUGGAGUUCACUCGCAUGGAAGACACAGAGGGUGACAUUCUGGAUAUGAACACCCACUGCGUUUUUUCUGUAACAACAAGAAUCCCAUUCAAACUGAACCAAAACCGAGCACUGCUUACUUUGGAAGAUGAAGAAGUUGCCCAGAGACUGACAAAAAUGGGUAAGCAUACUGUGAACCUGGAUGGAACUACAGCAGAUGUGAAAGUGGUGCCUUUUACAGUUGGACUGGGAGUCAAAUUUGAGCUCCACAUCACAAUUUCUGGAAAGAAGAUCAAUGUUUCGGAAAUCCCUGAGCUGCCAAUUCCUGAUGAAUGGAUGAAAGACAAAUUAGAGCUGAAUUUCUACAAAUCUGAAUACGGAGGAGGAGUAGUAGAAAAUAUAAGAUAUGACAAGAGGUCCAGAACAGCUGUGAUUACGUUCACUAGACCUGGAGCAAUGGCCAGCAUUGCGAGAUGUACUAAAUACCCUUUCUAUGUAAAUGGAAGGUGCCAUAAGCUUUCUGUGUCCCCAAGGACUGAUGGACACUUGGAAAAGCUUCAGCUCUUUUCUGGUAUUUCUACGAAGACCAUUCUACUGAAAGGAAUUCAAGAGACUGAAGACGAUGAGGAAAGCGUGCAGGAUAUGAUUGAAAUUCAUUUUCAGAAGCCUAGUAACGGUGGUGGGGAAACAGAGAGCAUCAAAUAUGUAUCAAAAGGAGCUACGUGGGUUUAUUUUGAAGAGGAUGCUUAGAAUGCCAUACAGAAAAGUGUGGAGCUCUCUCAGAACUUCUGAGCUUCUGCUUCAUCCGAGGUUAUAAGCGAUGCCACUGGUUCUUGUAGAGCUGUGCCUUAAUGUUUAGAAAGUGAAAAAGGGGAACUGCCUUUCUGAUUUGUUUAAUGGCAUCAACUUUGAACAGAAAUUCAUUCAAACUUAAUGCUUGGUGUUCCAGGUGCUGCUGCUGAAAGUCACAGGGAAAGCCUUCAUCUGCACACACAACUUAAUCUAAGAUCACUUCUUGCAAAGUCACAGAUUUUGUAUCUUGUCCAUUUUAUAUGGGUUUAUCCCACCUUAACCUAUUUUGUCUUACAUUUUUGUGACAGAAGUCAUUCAUAACCCAGUGUCCAGCAUCUGCACAGAUCCACAGCUCUGGGGGUUGUAUCGGUGUGUGCUCCAACAUAACUCAAUCAGAUGGUUGUUUAAAACGAGCUGCUUUGGAGCAGAGCUGGAGUAGCAACGUGAUGGUGCACACAGGGCCUGAGGCACUUACUUAUUUAGUGGCAUGUGCCUGGCCAGGCUGCCAGUACAUGUAAGGGGGCAUUUGGAGAAAGGCACAGAGGGUUUAGGGGAAGAUGGUUUGUUUCUGCAUGUAAACUUCCCCUUUUGCUUCCAGUUCUGACUUUGAAAGAGCUUUGAAAUAAAACAGGAGUGCAAAAGCUCCAAGAGUG
Messenger RNA from Coturnix japonica (Japanese quail), 1978 nucleotides. RefSeq names its product N-myc and STAT interactor (gene NMI). Gene Ontology annotation, cellular component: cytoplasm. The record is from RefSeq and is a predicted model, not a curated record. NCBI's taxonomy places the organism in Eukaryota, Metazoa, Chordata, Aves, Galliformes, Phasianidae.